GAUUGUAAAGAAAAAGGCAGUCAUCGACGCGACGCCACACUGCGCACGCACAGUCGUUUCUUUUAAUAAGAUGACCAGUAUUUAAUUAUCAUGGGUCGUCAUAUUGUGUUAAUUUCACUCUUAAUUGUUUUUAUAAUUAAUUAUUGUGUGUGUGAACUUUCUGUUGAGAAAAAGCAAAAGAUAUAUAAUGGUUUCGUCAGUUACUUGAAGAAUUUACCUGAUCAGCCCUACUAUCUUCAUAAUGGGAUUUUGAAAAAUAUUGUAGAAACAAGUGAAAAUGGCUACAGCAUUGAAGUUGACUUUAGGGGUGAAGAUACGGAUGCUCAAGACUUGAAGUUCGUAAAAUGUUAUGGCACUGUGUAUGACAAGCAAGAGAGUGGUGUAGAAGUAGCCAAUGGCUACCAAUGCCAUGUCGAAUCUGACACAAGUACCCCUGCUGAUAGCAUUGAAGAAGUGGUCACAGAGUGGUUGACCACUGAGCCACCUGAAUUACACCAGCCUAUCAAACUGGACAAUGAAGUCCAGACAGAACCUGUUACUUCUGGAGAACAGUUCAUAGCGGUGCCGCGUGAUGGUCAACCUUGUAUCGGAUGCGCAUCUCAAGUCAAUCCUGAGGCUGCUGGCGUGACUGACUUGGCUCUCCUUGGGAUAAGACAGUUAGAUCAGCUUGAACCUAGCGUAAUUCAUAGUCUCAACAAAGUCAUAAUGGUAGAGAGACAAGUUCAGGUGGUGAACGGAGUUCGAUAUAUUCUUACUAUAUUAAUCGAUUACAAUAGUUGUUCACAAAACGUGGCAGAAGAAUGUGUUGUAACUAAGACUUGUAAAGUAUCUGUGCUCGAUAAACCAUGGGCCAAGCUCCCUGAUGGGUCGAGAUAUAGAGUGGUGGUUGCUAAUAACUGCACUGCAGAUUGGAUUUUUGAGGAAAUUGGUGAAACACGGGAUAGUGAGCGAGAUAAACCUCAAAAUCCUCAGCUGCCCACUCCUCAUUAUGGUGAAGUCCCAAAUAUAGGUACAUUUGAAGAUAUUAUACACUCUGUUCGCAAUCCAGAUGUCCAAUCGCAACCAGAAAUUGAAAAAUCUCUAACAGAUGAGGAAAUUAGGAAUAUACAGCAACAAAUAAUACCAAACAGUCAAUUUUCACAACAAUCUCUAGAAAAACAACAAUUAGAGACAAAUAAUGUUCAUGGUAACGACUUACGUGCUCAUCAAGUCGUUAACACAGAAUCUCAGUCUUCUUUUGUGCAUUCGAAUCCUACAAAUAAUCUAGGAAAGAUAUCCCAUGGCCGUAAUGGUAUCUCUGACGAAAAAAAGAAAGUCAUUGACGAUUUAUUAAAUUUUUUCGAUUAUGCUGGUUUUAAACAAAAAAAUGAUGGUGAUAAAGAAGCCUCAAGAAUGAAAAGGAGUUUCGAAAAAGAAUUACAUACGUUUGAUCUUGCAGAAAAUUUUAACAAAAUGAGAAAGAAUAUUGACAGCGCUAAACAUAUAUACGCACUAGCUCAAUCGAUGGUCGAUUAUUUAAAUGAAAUGGAUAUGUCAAUUAAAAAUAGACUUCUAAGUUCUGUUAUAUCAGCUGAGGAAGAGUCGGAAAAUAAUCAUCGCUACUUUUAUGUACAAGCACGAAUAAUAAUUCCGUGUGAUAAAGUUGAGUGUAAUAAUAAAGAUGAACAGAUAAAAAUUUGUAAUGGUGUUAUUGAUGGUACAAACGAAAGAAGUCCACAGGUUAUGAAUACUUUUUGUCAUAAUGAAAAAGGCAAGAAAAACAAUAUUGGUAAAAACAACAUUGUGCCACCUGGCGAUCCCAUUUUAUCCAAGCUAGCUUAUACUGCAUUGAAAACUAUAGAACUUGAAUCACAAGAAGACAAUGCAUUAUACAUAAUUAAAAUACAUAAUGCUAAUACUCAAAAACUUUCAGGUACUUUAACCAAAAUCGCAAUUCUUUUAGGUCACACGAAUUGUAGCAAAUCUGUAGGCCUUUAUAAAAGAAAAAACUGUACUAAAGUCGAAAAAAUGGGAACUAAACUGUGUGAUGUUGAAAUCCUGGAAAAAGGCAAAGAAAAGAAAAUUUCCUAUAUUUGUACAGACCGACCCGUGGGUGAAAGUUUUGUCAACAAGAAAUUAAAAUAUGGCAUUGAUGACCCAGAUGUUGAUGAAAUACUUGAAGAGGCAUUACAAUAUUUAGAAAUACAGUCAAAUAAGAACAAUAAACAGAGAGUUGUUGAUGUAAAAUCAGUUUCAACUAGGCUUGUGGGUGGACUUUUGACAAAUAUAGAGUUCUUAGUUGGUUAUACCAAAUGUACUAACAAUAAUGACAUUGGUCGUGAUUAUUGUGAAUUUCUCAAAAAUGAAACAUUCCGAAAUUGUGAAGCUCAGAUAUGGCAAAGGCCUUGGUUGGAAGACGAACGACAAAUGAAAGUUUUAUGUGAAGAUGACAUUUCAAAUCCCGUAACUGAAAAUGGAAAUGAUUUUAGAAUCAGAAAAAGAAGGCAAGUAGCCUCACAACCUUUAUUUGGUGGACUAACUAAACAAGAUAAGAAUGACCCGCGUUACAAAGCCAUGGCGGAAGAAAGUUUACAAAAGUAUUUACAGACAUCUGGCGCCACGGGACCUCACAGAGUAGUUACAAUUGACAAUGUAAAAUCACAGGUUGUGGCCGGAUCAUUAACUACGAUUGACUUUACCGUUUUGGCAAAUAACGCUGAUGUCAUCAAAUGUCAUUCGAAGAUUUGGGAACAGCCUUGGAUCAAUAAAAAGGAGAUAGACGUGACAUGUGCUUUAGCAAACGAGCAAAACAGAGAGAAGAGACAAGUUCCCGGAGGAGAAAAGCAACAAGACAAGAAUGACCCGCGUUACAAAGCCAUGGCGGAAGAAAGUUUACAAAAGUAUUUACAGACAUCUGGCGCCACGGGGCCUCACAGAGUAGUUACAAUUGACAAUGUAAAAUCACAGGUUGUAGCCGGAUCAUUAACUACUAUUGACUUUACCGUUUUGGCAAAUAACGCUGAUGUCAUCAAAUGCCAUUCGAAGAUUUGGGAACAGCCUUGGAUCAAUAAAAAGGAGAUAGACGUGACAUGUGCUUUAGCAAACGAGCAAAACAGAGGGAAGAGACAGGUUCCCGGAGGAGAAAAGCAACAAGACAAGAAUGACCCGCGUUACAAAGCCAUGGCGGAAGAAAGUUUACAAAAGUAUUUACAGACAUCUGGCGCCACGGGGCCUCACAGAGUAGUUACAAUUGACAAUGUAAAAUCACAGGUUGUGGCCGGAUCAUUAACUACGAUUGACUUUACCGUUUUGGCAAAUAACGCUGAUGUCAUCAAAUGUCAUUCGAAGAUUUGGGAACAGCCUUGGAUCAAUAAAAAGGAGAUAGACGUGACAUGUGCUUUAGCAAACGAGCAAAACAGAGAGAAGAGACAAGUUCCCGGAGGAGAAAAGCAACAAGACAAGAAUGACCCGCGUUACAAAGCCAUGGCGGAAGAAAGUUUACAAAAGUAUUUACAGACAUCUGGCGCCACGGGGCCUCACAGAGUAGUUACAAUUGACAAUGUAAAAUCACAGGUUGUGGCCGGAUCAUUAACUACGAUUGACUUUACCGUUUUGGCAAAUAACGCUGAUGUCAUCAAAUGUCAUUCGAAGAUUUGGGAACAGCCUUGGAUCAAUAAAAAGGAGAUAGACGUGACAUGUGCUUUAGCAAACGAGCAAAACAGAGAGAAGAGACAGGUUCCCGGAGGAGAAAAGCAACAAGACAAGAAUGACCCGCGUUACAAAGCCAUGGCGGAAGAAAGUUUACAAAAGUAUUUACAGACAUCUGGCGCCACGGGGCCUCACAGAGUAGUUACAAUUGACAAUGUAAAAUCACAGGUAGUGGCCGGAUCAUUAACUACUAUUGACUUUACCGUUUUGGCAAAUAACGCUGAUGUCAUCAAAUGUCAUUCGAAGAUUUGGGAACAGCCUUGGAUCAAUAAAAAGGAGAUAGACGUGACAUGUGCUUUAGCAAACGAGCAAAACAGAGAGAAGAGACAGGUUCCCGGAGGAGAAAAGCAACAAGACAAGAAUGACCCGCGUUACAAAGCCAUGGCGGAAGAAAGUUUACAAAAGUAUUUACAGACAUCUGGCGCCACGGGGCCUCACAGAGUAGUUACAAUUGACAAUGUAAAAUCACAGGUUGUGGCCGGAUCAUUAACUACUAUUGACUUUACCGUUUUGGCAAAUAACGCUGAUGUCAUCAAAUGUCAUUCGAAGAUUUGGGAACAGCCUUGGAUCAAUAAAAAGGAGAUAGACGUGACAUGUGCUUUAGCAAACGAGCAAAACAGAGAGAAGAGACAGGUUCCCGGAGGAGAAAAGCAACAAGACAAGAAUGACCCGCGUUACAAAGCCAUGGCGGAAGAAAGUUUACAAAAGUAUUUACAGACAUCUGGCGCCACGGGGCCUCACAGAGUAGUUACAAUUGACAAUGUAAAAUCACAGGUUGUGGCCGGAUCAUUAACUACUAUUGACUUUACCGUUUUGGCAAAUAACGCUGAUGUCAUCAAAUGUCAUUCGAAGAUUUGGGAACAGCCUUGGAUCAAUAAAAAGGAGAUAGACGUGACAUGUGCUUUAGCAAACGAGCAAAACAGAGGGAAGAGACAGUUUCCCGGAGGAGAAAAGCAACAAGACAAGAAUGACCCGCGUUACAAAGCCAUGGCGGAAGAAAGUUUACAAAAGUAUUUACAGACAUCUGGCGCCACGGGACCUCACAGAGUAGUUACAAUUGACAAUGUAAAAUCACAGGUUGUGGCCGGAUCAUUAACUACGAUUGACUUUACCGUUUUGGCAAAUAACGCUGAUGUCAUCAAAUGUCAUUCGAAGAUUUGGGUACAGCCUUGGAUCAAUAAAAAGCAGAUAGACGUGACAUGUGCUUUAGCAAACGAGCAAAACAGAGGGAAGAGACAGGUUCCCGGAGGAGAAAAGCAACAAGACAAGAAUGACCCGCGUUACAAAGCCAUGGCGGAAGAAUGUUUACAAAAGUAUUUACAGACAUCUGGCGCCACGGGACCUCACAGAAUAGUUACAAUUGACAAUGUAAAAUCACAGGUUGUGGUCGGAUCAUUAACUACGAUUGACUUUACCGUUUUGGCAAAUAACGCUGAUGUCAUCAAAUGUCAUUCGAAGAUUUGGGAACAGCCUUGGAUCAAUAAAAAGGAGAUAGACGUGACAUGUGCAAACGAGCAAAAUAGAGUAAAAAGACAACUUCACGAAGAAAUAAGUGGUGGGUUUUUUCUGCAAGAUCCGCAGAGUCCUGAGUAUACAAAAUUAGCUGAGAAAAGUCUGCUUAUAUUUUUAAACACCUCGAAUGUGAUGCAACAUUACAAAGUUACGAAAGUAACUAAAGUCCAGACUCAAGUAGUGUCUGGCUUUAUUACAAAACUCGUCUUUCUUGUAUCACCUACUAAUUGCCAAAUAACUGAAGAUGGCAAAAUGUCCGCCUCUUCUUGUGACAUACAAGAUAGUACAGUUGUAAAAAAAUGCAAUUCUAAAGUUUGGGAUAAACCUUGGAGAUCUUCCACAGUUUAUUCGGUAAAAUGUUUUCUGAAUGAAGACCGACAGAGAAGAGAAAUUUUAAGAAAAAGAUUUAAAACGUCGAAUUAUAAAAUGUCUUCUGCGCACAGUAAAGUUGGUUCAACAGUGGAACAGGAUCCAAGUAAAAAUGAAUAUAAAAUAUUGGCUGAUGAAAGUCUACGAAAAUACCAGCUUUUACAAAAAAGUAACAUACGCCAAAAAAUCUUACAAGUUAAAAGAGUUGAAACACAAGUUGUCUCAGGCACGAUUUAUAAAAUAGAGUACACUGCAGUUCCUACAACCUGUUCUGCAAAUGUUAUUGACACAUCUUCUUGUGACCGAACUGAUGAUAAAGUGAUAUUAUAUUGUCACACUGAAAUAUGGGACCGACCUUGGCUAAAACGAAAAAAUAUUGAUGUUUCCUGCAUAGCUAACAAACUUGAUGAGGAUGAAAAGGAUGCAAUUAUAUCCAAACGUAGUGUUUUAGGUGGACCAACAAGCAAAGAUGUAGAUAAUGAGCUUUAUAAAAAAAUGGCCAAAACAGCUCUUGAAAAAUAUCAAAAAUUGACAAAAACGGAGUAUCUUCAUAAAGUAUUGACAAUUACUCACGUUUCUGAAAAGGUUAUACAAGGAUUUCUCACAACCAUAAAGUUUACUAUAUCUCCAACAACGUGCUUAUUGAAAUCUGCAACAGAUGAAGAAGAAGAUUGUCCGUUUCAACAACCAAUUGCAAAAUUAAUGUGUGUUGCAGAAAUACGAGAGCGACCAGUAUUGGACUUAACUGAUGAAGAUAUCACUGUAACCUGCCACCGAAAAAAGCAUAAAAAUAUUAAACAGAUAAGUAAACGAAUCUCAAAAUAUGACAGGAAUCAUGAUACCAGAGAAAAAAGACAAACUCGAACGGAUGAAAAUGAAAUUGGCGAUGAUGCCAAAUAUGUGUAUGCUCACCACGCUAUAAAGAAUAUUAACCAACGCUCGGAUACAGAUAAUUUACAGAAACUUAUAACAAUUUAUGAUGUUGUAACCACUUACCAAAUGGAAACCCCAAUGGUGAGCAUGUAUAUCGAAACUGCAUACACAUACUGCUUAAAGCAAAAUAAAGAUAUAGAUCUGAAUAGUUGCGAUGAAUUAGAUGGGAUGAACCAUAGAAUAUGUUUUGUAAGAGUAUUCCCUUCUGCCGACGAUGAUUUGGUCGUUCUUAAAGUUGUUACAGUUUGCGACGAUGAGCCGAAUUUUGUAUCGGUGACACAUCUAUCAGUACCCGAUUUAUUAACUAUUUCACUGGUCGCGCUUGAAAAUUCACCAGAUAUAGGGUAUAAAUUAGUGCAUCGAGGUGAGCCUUAUGUGGUUCCCAGUUUACAUUCUCAUAUACCCGUGAAACUUAGCUUUAUUGUAGCAUCUACAAAUUGCUCGAAGUAUGUCAAAGUCGCUACUGAUGUCAAUGUUCGAUGUUUCGUUGAUACUACGAUACCAGAUAAAGAAUGUCAUGCUAAUAUAUGGAUGAUGCCAGUCACUAAAAAAAUUUUACACAUCAGUGCUAACUGCUCGAGACCACACCUGACCCGUACAAAGAGAACACUUACAUCAGAAAAUACGACUGCUAACAUACAAGAUAUGGUGGACCAGUCACUAGAAAAGUUAGAAAUGUCAUCUCUUCAUAGAUAUAAGCAGAGAGUUAUAAAAAUCAAUAGCUAUUCUACAAAACUUACGUCAGGUCGAGUGACUACCAUUGACUUUGACGUUGGUUACACAAAUUGUCUCAAAUAUGAAUGGGUCGAUGAUGCAUCGACAUGCCAAUUUAUAGAGCAUUUGCCGAGGAGACAUUGUGUAUCAGAAGUUUGGGAGAGGCUUUGGCUGAAAAAUGGUAGAAAAAUAGAAGUGACUUGCCAAGAUGACGAGACACCGUUAGAAGCACAUGUAGAGUUCGAAAGCGCCGAUAUUGCCACGCGGCUAGCGCAGCAAGCCUUGAAGCACAUUGAGGCUAAGUAUCCACAUCCGAAAAAACAGCAACUCGUUCGGAUAUUUUCACUGGAGAAGCAAGUAGUGGCGGGAAUACAUUAUAGGAUGAAGAUCGAGGUUGGUUUGACCGAUUGCUUAGCAUUAAGUGUCCAGGAUAAUUGUCAUUUGAUAAAUGAUGGAACACCGAAUCGAUUCUGUCGUGUCAAUGUUUGGCUUCGACCCUGGACAGAUCAUCCCCCGAAUUUCCGCGUGACAUGUGAUUAUCAAGCAGGCGCAAUGACGGAUAUGUACCACCAUGUUCAGGCGGAACAAUUAUUUUUUAAUUUCAUUACCACAUAUAAACCUGAGUAUAUAAACGAUCAUGUAGAAAUGACGAAGAGGUUCGAAAUAUUUAAAGAAAACGUUAAAAAAAUUCAUGAACUAAAUACCCACGAAAGAGGUACAGGUGUUUACGCAGUUACUAGGUUUACUGAUUUGACAUAUGAAGAAUUUAAAUCUAAGUAUUUAGGAUUAAAUCCAAAUCUAAAAAAGCCCAAUCAGAUACCGAUGAGACAAGCUGAAAUUCCCAAAGUGCACCAACUUCCUGCUAGUUUCGAUUGGCGACCACUUGGAGCUGUCACGGAAGUGAAGGAUCAAGGAGCUUGUGGUAGCUGCUGGGCCUUCAGCGUCACAGGUAACAUUGAAGGCCAGUGGAAGUUGAAAACUGGUAAGUUGCUGUCACUGUCGGAGCAGGAACUGGUGGACUGCGACAAAAUGGAUGACGGGUGCGACGGAGGAUACAUGGACAACGCCUAUAGGGCAAUUGAACAACUGGGUGGUUUAGAAACAGAGGAGGAGUACCCAUACGAAGCCGAGGACGACAAGUGCUCCUUCAAUAAGUCUCUGUCCAAGGUCCAAAUAUCUGGUGCGGUGAACAUAUCCUCGAACGAAACGAAUAUGGCGAAGUGGUUGGUGCACAAUGGCCCUAUAUCGAUUGGUAUAAACGCGAACGCAAUGCAGUUCUAUGUUGGUGGCGUGUCACACCCCUGGAAGGCGCUCUGCAACCCCAAGAACAUUGACCAUGGAGUGCUCAUAGUAGGCUACGGUAUCAAAGAAUAUCCGCUAUUCAACAAGCAGCUGCCGUACUGGGUAGUAAAGAACUCAUGGGGUCCGGGAUGGGGUGAGCAAGGUUACUACCGCGUAUUCCGCGGUGAUGGCACCUGUGGCGUAAAUACCAUGGCUUCUAGCGCUGUCGUAUAAUUAAUAACCCACUAAAUGUCUGAUAAAAUCCUAUCAACUGUGUGGCAAAAACCAAUGAACUGUCUGAUAAAAACCCAUCAAAUGUCUGAUAACAACCCAUCACCUGUCUGAGCGCGACGGCGAUGUAUGCAAUGCUUUCAGCGCCUCGAACUACUGCCAGCGUGCUGCAAUUCAUCGUGAAUCUAAUAACAAAAUUUUGGUAAAUGAACACUAGUAAAUAUCCAGCAAAAUUGAGGAUAAUUGUAUAAAUUAAUAGAACGAUAGUAUAUAAAUAUAUAUAUUGUUGUUAUUCAUCGUAUACGUUAUAUUGGUGAAAUAUUUUUAUUGUUUACAUUUUCAGUUUGUCAGCGGUAGAAUUUUCAGAGUAGACUGUGUUGGGCGUUUUUAAAAGCCCUUUUUAUUCCCACAUUUAUUGAAUGGAUUAUACCAACUCUAUGAUAAACAUAUGUCUAUAUUUCUAUUGCCGCUUAGUAAGUGUUUAAUAACAUAAGGGGCUGAAACAUGAACCCUGAGGCUUUCCUGAUUUAUAUAAAAAUAAAGCUACUUAAAAAUAAACGAUAGUAGCAAACAUUGUUUAUUAUCUUUGUUAUUUUUGGUUCGGCGACUAUAAACAAAUACACAUAUCUUAAAGCAGUGCUUAUACCUUUUCUACAAUAUGAUAUGAAAGCAAUUCUUGAUUAAUUAUAAUCGAAAAUGUAUAGUUAGGCAUUUUAAAACUAGAAAAAAUAUAUGAAGACUAACGCCAUUUUACGAUUUUGUUAAAUAUCUUUAGUAUUGUGUAUUUGUUUCUGUGUAGGAUACAAAUUUUGUAGAUGUUUAUUAUAACAGUACCUACUUACAGAAAAAAAUACUAUUUUAGCUGGUCGUAAUAUUUGUUGCAUGUGCAAUGAACCAAUGCCGUAAAUCCAACCAUUAGUCAUCGCAUAAAAUCUGUUUGAAGUGCCUUUGUUUCAGACUAAUGAGAUUUUAUGAGAUACGACUAAUUGGUGUGUUGCAUAAUGCAACUUUAUCUAUAUUAAAACUGCUUUCAGGUUAAAGAAGUUUAUACAUAGUAAAAUUUUGUAAAAUUUUAUGCAUAUAAUGAACUAGAAAUAAAAUAAUAGGUACCUGCGAAAUUAAAAUUAAGAGACUGUUUUUGUGCCUAUUUUCUCCUUAUGAUUUUAUAUGCUUUGUGGCCUACAGAUCUUUAUGUGAAUCUUAUUAUAAUUAUGUCUUUAAUGCGAAUACGCAUUAGCAAUAUUCUUAAAUUCAUGACAUCAGAUUUAUACUGAGUUAUUAAAUUAUAAAUAAUAAGUUCUAUACAAUAUCUCUCUAUCUUUCUUAAAUGUCUUUAUAUUACAUUUUAUUUCUCGUAUUAUAUUAUCAGCGUGAUAAACGAAAAUAGAUACUUAAAAAAAAUGUUUUUAUUAAAAGUUUAAUAUUUCAUUUAUAAUGGGUUUCAUAAAAGUCUAAGAUGCGUCAUUGUGAGAUAUACACCGUGAAUUUUGAGUUACAAAAGAAACUUAAAAAUCUUGAAAAUAAAAAUAGUGAGAUCAUUUAUAAACAGUCAACAUACUACACCCCCAUACAAAAAUAUUCGUUUACAAAAUAUCGUAAAUCGGCGCUAAUUUGUAAAUAACAUACCCAUUAAGCAAUUAGUAUCCGUUUUAAGUACGUAGAUCUUAAAAGUAAGUAGUAUUAUAAUUUCAGAAUUGAACAAUUAUUAAGUUUACGUGGUGAUAUUUUUCGAAAAAGAUAACAGAUUUUUUGCUGAAAUAUAACCUACAUUAUUCUAAAAGUUUCUCAGGCUACUCAAAAUACACGGUGUAUAGUAAUUUAGUUACUGUAAGAGAUCGGACAUUCGAUGGUGUGUAUUUGUACGAAUGAAGUUAAGUUGUCUAAUCAUUGAAAUUGUGUUAUGUUAUAACGUAUAAUUUCAAAAAUGCUCAUAUUAUUGAUUUUUUGAGCAGUAACAAUCAUCGAAUUUGAAGAGUUUGCGAGUGCGUAAUGUCAUUGUAAUUUUUUUUAUGGAAAGUAGAACAGCAGCGCCAUAAUGGACGUAACGAGAACUAAAAAUCAGUACACAUUUGACAAUGACAUUUCGUACUCGCAAACGUUACGAUGUCGAUAUUUGUUCGUGCUAAGGGUACAAAAUAAGGAUAUUACGUUACUACCUACAGAAGUCCAACGAAGACGACAAAAAUAUAGGAAUGAAAACGAGCAUCAUAUAAAGAAAAAUAUCAUUCUAUUUGUUAGUUUUCAUGUCAUCUCAUGAAAUAAUAUAUCCAGAUCAGAUUAUAGUGACCGAAAGAUAGCGAGGCGACAUUCAUUAACAUGGAGGAAUUUAUUAAAACUUUCUAUAUUUAUCCCUUUUAAGAUACAUUAGGUAAGCAUGCAUCCGAAUAUUCGAUCUCUAAUUAUGAUUAUUAUAUAACAUGUCUCCACUGAAUAUUUUAGCAUUUUCGUGCCAAUCUGUAGCAAUCACUUUAAUUAAAGGAUUAUAUUUAAGUUAAAAUUAAUUAAUUUGUAAGUCUUCGUACGUGUUUAGCCACUUCAAUAUCUCAUUUGAAGUUUUUACUAUCUAUUCAGAUAAAUAUUAUUGUAAACAAUUUUGUUCUUGUGCAUUACUUAUUAGUUGAUUAGAAUUCCAUUGGAAAUAAGUUUCGAUCUAUCUCACGAUUUUCUUAUGAAUUUAUUUACGUAUAGUUAUUUUUUUCCUUUUUAUAUUUUUAUUGAUAUAUUUGUUAUAAAAGCCAUGAUAUUUGACUAGUCUCACGUACCAGAGGCGACCUUAGGAGGCGAGGGGGGGGGGGGGGCAGGUGGAGUUCCUUAUCAUACUACAACUUAAUAGAACUGGAUAUUGGUUGCUGUGUGAGAGCGCGGGAUCCUUGCAAUUCAAACACUACAAGCCAUACGAAAUAAUUAUGGUGAUCGAACUUUGCUAUCAGUGAUAGAUUACUUCUACAGUGAUCCAUACGGGAGAGAAACCUUAUAAAUGUAACGUCUGUGACAAAAGAUUUACUCAAACUGGUACUUUAUUCAGACAUCAAAGAUUCACAAGGAAGAUAAAACUUAUAAAUGUAAUGUCUGUGAUAAAAGAUAUACUUUAAGUAGUUAUUUAUCCGGACAUCAAAGAAUUCACACAGGAGAGAUACUUUAUAAAUGUAACGUCUGUGAAAAAAUAAUAAUACGCGAACUGCUACUUUAUUCAGACAUCAAAGAAUUCACUUGGAAGACGAACCUUAAAUGUAAUGUCUGUGAUAAAAGAUUUGCUGUCUUUAUUUAUCCACAAAUCCAAGAAUUCAUACGUAUGAGAAACCUUAUAAAUGUAACGUCUGUGACAAAAUAUUUACUCAAAAAAGUUUUUUGUCCAAACACAAAAAAGUUGACUCGAAAAAAACACACAGGAGGGAAACCUUAUAAAUGUAAUGUCUGUGACAAAUAAUUUACUCAAACUGGUAUUUUAUUCAAAUAUCAGAGAUUUCACAAGGGACAACAACCUUAUAAAUGUAAUGUUUGUGAUAAAAUAUUUAUUGAAACUGGUCAUUUAUCCACAAAUCAAAGAAUUCACACUGGAGGGAAACCUUAUAAAUGUAACGUCUGUGAUAAAGGAUUUACUUUCAGUAUUUUUAUUUGAAUGGCGCCGUAUUUUUUCAAUUUAAAAAUAGAUUUUUUUUGCAUUACUUGUCAAGCAUCCGUAUUAAAUGAUUUUUUUGCGAGAAUAAGAGUUUGCUAUUUUUCAGAGCCAAAUGAGGAUCGUUACUCGGUCAGCACAUCAACUCAAUAUCAACAGUAAAAUGAUUUAAUAAGCUUUUUAAUUAAUAUACCUUUAAAAUCAUGGAAAUCGGUUCAUUCGUUGCGAUUUUAUAACUAAUUGUCAUAAACAGCCAAUAUUCACAGGCGGCCGAAACGGGUGACAUCACAGAGCUCGUCGAACUUCAGCUCUGUGACGUAACAGCCACCACACGGCCAGCCGAAAAUUCGUUUAGUAAUUUGGUCAUAAUUUUGUCGUAGAACAGGCUCCUCCUCCUUAACUAUAUAAAUCUGGAUUCUCAACUAAAAUCGGAUCCUCAAUGAGGUGGUCAGGUAUGACUUGAAAUUCUGCUAUUAGUACAGUGUUUAAUCGCUUGAAAAUAAAUCACGAAAAAAGUAUUUUCAUAAACUUCAAUAGAAUGGGCAAUAAGCAGAAGCGGUCCAGAGGAAGACAUUUUUUAUCAAAGAUCUGUCGCCCGGAGCCUCGUUUGCCUAAGGCCACCUCUGAACUUAUCUUAUGUUUUCUUAAUGAUUUAUGAAAAUUCUAAAUACAUAAUUAGGACAUAAGGGGAAUAUUAUAUGAUAAGUGAACUUAAAUAACCUUCUUCAACCUUUACAAUAAGAUUAUUGCCUAUAUUAAGUGAUAGAUUUUCACUAAAUAAAUACAUUUUGCAUAAAACUAGA
Chilo suppressalis (striped riceborer) is the source of this 13146-nucleotide messenger RNA. The record is from the annotation of a GenBank genome assembly. Lineage: Eukaryota; Metazoa; Arthropoda; Insecta; Lepidoptera; Crambidae.